Messenger RNA from Malassezia pachydermatis, 375 nucleotides. Its product is annotated as dna-directed rna polymerase ii kda polypeptide. The record is from RefSeq and is a predicted model, not a curated record. NCBI's taxonomy places the organism in Eukaryota, Fungi, Basidiomycota, Malasseziomycetes, Malasseziales, Malasseziaceae. Gene Ontology annotation, cellular component: RNA polymerase II, core complex. The transcript has 6 exons. The coding region runs from base 1 to 375 and encodes 124 amino acids. Gene Ontology annotation, molecular function: zinc ion binding; nucleic acid binding; DNA-directed RNA polymerase activity. Gene Ontology annotation, biological process: maintenance of transcriptional fidelity during transcription elongation by RNA polymerase II; transcription initiation at RNA polymerase II promoter; DNA-templated transcription.
AUGGCAUCCCUUAAAUUCUGUGCAGAGUGCAACAAUUUGCUAUACCCCGAGGCGGACCGAACAAACCAUGUCCUGUUGUACGCGUGCCGCAACUGUCCCUACCGCACUGAGGCGUCCAACCCCCUCGUUUUCCGAAAUGACUUGAAGCUCAUCUCCAAGGAGCAACCCGGUGUGAUCGAUGAACUGAUGACCGAUCCAACGCUACGACGAACGCAGGAUCUUACGUGCCCAAACUGCGGACAUACCGAGGCUGUCAUGUUCCAAGAUCAGAGCAAGCGUGAUCUUAACAAAAUGAUCUUCUUCUACGUGUGUUGCUACUGCAACCAUCUCUUCCGCGAUGACCCACUCGAGAGGCCGCCGGAGGAAACAGAAUAA